This is a messenger RNA of Saccharomycopsis crataegensis, 2088 nucleotides long. It is a transcript of the gene POL12, whose product is annotated as DNA-directed DNA polymerase alpha subunit POL12. Gene Ontology annotation, cellular component: alpha DNA polymerase:primase complex. The record is from RefSeq and is a predicted model, not a curated record. Gene Ontology annotation, molecular function: DNA binding. The coding region runs from base 1 to 2088 and encodes 695 amino acids. Gene Ontology annotation, biological process: DNA replication; DNA replication initiation. The transcript has a single exon. Lineage: Eukaryota; Fungi; Ascomycota; Saccharomycetes; Ascoideales; Saccharomycopsidaceae.
AUGACAUUAGGCCGAGAAAAGGAACUAAUCAACACUUUUGGCAAAGAUGUAUCAAAGCCCGAAGUUCUCAAGGCAUGUUUGAAGCUCCUAGAAAUGUUUGACAUUAAUGUCGAUGAACUUUACAUGAAUUGGGAAGCGUUUUCCUAUUCUAAAAAGAAAGAGACUGAAAAUAAUGAUUCUUCCACGGUAAUAGAGCUAAACAUUGAUGCAUUGUCUGAUUUGCAAACUCAUAUCAUGAAGAAUUUGGAAAAGAAAUCUAAAGCAGGCGCUGCUUUAUCAUCGGCCAAGAAGACAAGAAGAUAUACCUCUAGCCCAAUGGGAUCUAUGUUUGAUAUACUACCUUCAUCACCGAUGUCUCUUUCUAAAAGAAAAUUGCAAUUAGAUGGGUCUACAAACGAAAGAGUUAGAAAGAAUCCUAGACCUUCUUUGCUUUCGUCAUCGCCGACCAAAUUAGGCUAUGAUCCAGAUAUUUCGAUGGAAAUAGCGUCCCCUAAAUUAUUGGACAUCAGCCAAACUGCAUUUGAUAUUAAUGAUGGUACAUAUACAGGUGAUAUUGCUGUCACUUUAAACCCACAAAUCUCUGUAGAUGAAGGUUUGGAAUUAGGUCCUCUAGAUAACUCCAAAAAAAGUGAUAUUUUGCUUGCCUCAAAUUUUGAUGCAGAAAAAUACAAAUUUAGAAUAAUGAGACAGAAGCUAUUAGAAGCUGCUGAUGUCUUGGACGAUCAAAUCGACUCUUUUGCCGUGUAUAUUGCUGAGGCAAAUCCACAACUCGGUCAUAUUGGGAACCCAAACUUGGUAUCUCAAGAAGAUAUAAUUGCCGUUGGGAGAAUUACUCCAGACUCGCCAUUAACAACAUUUGAUGAAUCUAUAAAUAAAGAAUCAUUGUGCCUCGAGCCUUCCAGAGCUUCAGGUAUUGGACAAAGGGUCAGAUUAAAUCUAGCUAAUGUCGAUAAUUAUUGCCUUUUUCCGGGUCAAAUUGUUGCCUUGAAAGGAAGAAAUGCCAAUGGAAAAUCAUUCACUGUCAAUGAAAUAAUUUCAACACCUUUGCUUGGUGCGGCAACCUCCACUGCUGAUGAAUUACAACUGUACCGGGAGAGUUUACAUGACCACAAAUUAAAAGUAGUUGUUACUGCUGGUCCUUACACUACUAAUGAUUCCUUAGAUUUUUCUCAUUUAUCCAAUUUAGUCGAACGCUUAAAUGGCGAAAUCAAGCCCCAAUUUGUCAUAAUGUUUGGUCCAUUCUUAGACUAUAGCCAUCCUAAGGUUGUUGAUGGCUCCAUUGAGGAAGCUAUUGAAAAUAUGACAGGGUUUGUCAGCAAGCCGAAAACUUUGGAUGAGGUUUUCAAAGCUGUUAUUGUCCCAAUUUUGAAAAAAAUUCAUCCUCAAAUUCAAGUGAUUCUUGUUCCUUCAACAAAAGAUGCCUCUUCCAGACAUCCCUCCUAUCCCCAAGAUUCUUUUGAUCGUAGAUUACUUGGAUUGCCAAAGAAUUUUAAAUGUUUCCCAAAUCCUGCGUCAUUCCAAAUCAAUGAAUGCUUAUUUGGUACAUCAAACAAUGAUAUAUACAAAGACUUAAAAGAUGUGGUGGUCGGUGCUAAGGCUCUUGAAAUGAAUAGAUUUGAUAGAAUCACUAACUAUAUUCUUGAGCAGCGCCGAUAUUAUCCUCUCUUCCCUGCUGGGAUAUCACAUCAAAAAGUUAAACUUAUCAGUCCUCCUCCGGAAAGUAUUGAUUAUAAAAUUUCAGAAACUGAACAGCAAAUGAGUAAUGGUAAAACUUUUGAGAUUCAGCAAGUUGGAGGUGCAGAUUUAGAUAUCCCAUACUUAGGUCUUAGUGAGUUUAAUGAUGCCACUCCGGAUUUGCUCAUUUUACCAUCUCAAUUAAAGUAUUUUGCAAGAGUGGUGAAAAAUGUGAUCGUUAUAAAUCCUGGAAAUUUCAUGAAGCCAAAAAGAAAUGGAACUUUUGCUAUCUUGAAUAUUGAGGCCCCAAGCAUAGAAGGGCCAGGCGUGAAUGUUACAAAGGUAAAUGGUGAAGAAAAUUUGUAUUUGCAUGAUAUAUGGAAGCGCUGUAGAGUGGACAUCGUUAAUUCCUAA